AUGGAGACGGAAAGUAGGAGGAAAGGACCUAGGAGUCCUAGCGAAGAGUCAGAUAGCAUGAGGAGAAGAUCUAGAAAGUAUGACAGAUCACCCUCGCCUAGAAGAUCAAAGUACAGAAGAUCCAGGUCGCGAUCCAGUUCAAGAGAAAUGUCCUCCAGGAGGAAAGAGAAUAACUCUAGGGAUCAUGAAUGGAAAACUGCAGCCAUGCAACCCAACAAGGCAUCCAAUCCACCUAGUGCCACUGGCUACCCACCCCCACAGGUUCUUAAUCAGUAUACGGCUCCACCGCCUAACACCAGCCAGCCUCCACCAAUGCAGUAUGCCCACGGCUACACAAACUACAACUACAACUACCAUCAGAACCAGGCCUAUGCGGAUUACUCAGGGUAUCAGCAGGCUGCUACUGGGUACAGAAAUGAUUAUCCACCACCAAACUGGCAAGGUACUGUUCAGUAUAGCAACCAGCAACAACAACAACAGCAGCAGCAGCAGCAGCAGCAACAACAGCAGCAGCAACAAGCGGCGGCUGCAGCAAUACCACGUGGUACAGAAGCGUCACAGCCGCACGUCGUCAAUCCAGCCUUAGUAGCUCUUAUGGCUCAAGCUGCCGCUGGCAAUAGACCUGAACAAGCUAAAAAAGAAGCCAUCGCAGCUGAGCUGAAGCAUCAGAAAGCUACGUUGGCACAGCAGCGCGAAGGUUUCGUCAAGAAGUCUUCAACAUUCCAACGAGAAUUAGAAAUUCUACGUAAGCAGUUCAAAGAAAUCGGCAAGGAGCCAAGUAGGGAAAAUAGUCGCAUCAUUGAGGAGAACAAAAAACUGCAGGACGAGAUUGAACAAAAAAUGAAAUCCAUUCAUAAGGCGAUCGAUAUGUUGACCAGCAUUAUCGGUGACAAUUUGUCGAUCGAAGAUUUGAGAGUAAAAUACACACCCUCAUCAGCAAAGCGCUUAAAAAGCCCAAAGAGCGAAGAAGACAAACCCACCUACAACUUCGUUCAUUAUGAUCCAGAGAUGCAUUGGUGCAAAACAUGCGAUAUUUUUCCGAAAACGGCUAAAGAAUACCUAAAUCACCUACAUAGCAAUGAGCAUAAAGAAACCUGUCAGGAGCGCAAGAUAGUCGACAUGCCAUGGCACGACGAUAAAAACGGACAGACAGAGAAAGAAAUGCCAUCUUACCCCGGACUGCCGACAAAAAGAACACCAAUUAAAGGUCUACAGUUUUUCAGCCCAGCCACCGCUUGGUAUUGUAAACUAUGCAGCACUUGGAUUGGAGAUCUUCACUGCGCUAGUCUUCAUCUGAAGUCUCGCCGGCAUUCCGAAAACUAUAGCCGUUUUGUGGAACAAAGUCCUCAUUGGGAGACCGAUUGGAUGGCCGAUCGCGAGAAAGCUUUCUCUGACGAGAAAAACAAGCAAAUCCAAAUCGAACUUCAGAAGCAAAAGGAAGAAGCUCCACCUGUCAAGCCCAAGAAGUCGAAAAAGGCUAAAAAGAACAAAAAGAAGGCCAAAAAACGCAAAAACAAGAACAGCAACUCCGAUUCGUCGAGCGAUUCGGAAACCAAUGAAUCUGACAAUGGGUUAGGACCUGAUGACCCAUCUAAGAGUAUCCGAGUUGCCAUGAGAAACAAAAUGAAAGGUUCAACUCAAUCUUUGCACCAUGACGAAGAUAACUACAACGCGAUUCACAAUGAGCCUGCAAAUGACAGACAAAUGGUAAACUCGCUUCGUGAAAAAGUUAAGGUGAAGCCGGAACAAGAAAUCGUACAUCAGCAACCCAAGUUAGAACCGAGGUCGGAGCCUAACAACACUGAUGUUCAGAUGCAGAGUUGGGGACCGAAGGAACCACCCAAAACUUUUUGGAUCAAGAAGGAUGAAGAACCCAAGCCCCAAGCUCCUAUCGUCCACAUAACAAAGCCUGAGGAUAUGCCCAAACCUCACAUGGGCUUCUGGACAAAGCAACAAAUUAUGCCUAAUAAAGUUGAAAAGGAAAAGGAGAAAGAUAAAGACGAUGAUCGAGAUAGAUACAAGGAUGAAAAGCGUGAAAAUUCUUAUGGCAAUAAGUGGGACAAGAAGACAGACGAUAGAUAUGAUCGAUACGACAAUAGAUACGAUAAGUACGAUAAGUAUGACAAGUACGAUAGAAAAAGGCGUGACCGUGACAGAGAUUAUUACAAUCGUGACCGGCGGCGUGACUCCAACGACUCACCUCGGCAUGAUCGCUACAGUCCCAAGCGCUAUGAUAAGUAUAGUAAACGAGAUGAGGAAUUUAAUGACGACAGGUAUGACAAGAAGGACAAAAAGAAGGGUGGUUCCAGCAGUUCUUCCCAGUCUUCAAAAAAGUCUUCAGCGCAGCCGUCUAAGGGUAAGCUACCCUUUAUUGGUAGGCUACCACUUUUCAAAAAAAAGGAUGAUUCUAAAGGGCCUGAAAAAGAGGUGACUGCUCUACCAUAUACACAAAGUAAAUUUGAGGAUACGCCGCAGGUGCCCAGUGAAAUCAUCAAUCCACCAGGUGUCGUCCAUGUACCGAAGCUAGCCACGCCAGUAGUGCCACAGAAUAAUUCAGCACCUAAUCAAAAGAUGAAGAUCCUUGUGGCACCACCUCCACCAUCGCUUAAUGAUAAAAAUCCAUCUACAUCGAAACAAAGCAAUGGUACUGGCGCUACAACGGCUGAACCGGUUGACAUGGAAAUCGAAGAUCAAUCAGAUGAGACGGUUAUCGAGCAAAACGUCGAAGUGUCCAAAGAAGAUACAACUAAGCCACCACCUGUCAUUCCCAAUACGAGUAGACCACCGCCUGGAUAUCCUGCCCUGAAGAAGGCUGCACCUGAGCCCACGCCAUUCACACCUCAAGGACCACCUCCGCCUUUUGUAACGAAUACAUUCAUGCAUCCAACUAAUCAGCCACCACCACCGGUAGCACAAAUGCCACCGUACCUUCCACAGAUGCAUGUACCACCUCCGGGAAUGUACACAAACCCACCACCUCCCCUACCAAACACCGAAAUCCCUCCACCGGUAAUACCAGGCGCCAUGCCACAAGUAACUGAAACUAACGAGAUGGUAGAGACAGGUGAGAAAAGACCAGAUGGUGCGCCACUGCCCGAGGACCUCCAAGAAGCUCUGGACAUUAUAUUCCCAACUGAACAGUCAGCCGAAGCUGCCGAGGCUCAACACCAUCACAACCAGGACAGUACGAUAAUGUAUGGCUCAAUGUACAGUAUGUUGGGCUGCGUGGGUUAUGGCCCGGACUACAUGGACCAGCCGCCUCCUGAGAUCACCCAACAGGAACCUGAGCUCGAGACUGCGCCCGGUCCCGACGAUCUCAAGAUGCUAGGAAUCGACGAGGGUGACACUAUAUUGUAG
Molecule: messenger RNA, 3357 nt
Organism: Copidosoma floridanum
Lineage: Eukaryota; Metazoa; Arthropoda; Insecta; Hymenoptera; Encyrtidae
Biological process (GO): negative regulation of DNA-templated transcription; positive regulation of DNA-templated transcription
Cellular component (GO): nucleoplasm
Molecular function (GO): zinc ion binding; nucleic acid binding
Source: RefSeq, a predicted model, not a curated record